GUGCUGGCUUCUCAGCAGUGACAGUGCACGGCCAGAGCCGAGGGACAGCAGUCAUCUGUGUGUAGGUAGGGUGAGCCAGGGAAAACGGAGCGGAGGACACACGGAGGAUUGGAAGGCCCGGAGAUACCAGAGGAGGAGAAGGUGUGAGCGGGAGGGAGGGGAAGCAGGAGCCGCCCCGCAGGAGGAGGAGGGGAGAUACAGAGGAAGAAGCAGAAGAGAACAGAACAGAGCUCGUCCCGGCUCUUCCCUCCUCUCUGACAGCCCGCCCGCCUGAUGUGACAUCGUCUCCACCAAUACAACACCAUGGCCACCCCCGUGACCUGCACCCGCUUCACCGACGAGUACCAGCUCUACGAGGAGCUCGGCAAGGGUGCCUUUUCUGUAGUCCGAAGAUGCGUGAAGAAAUCCACCAGUCAGGAAUAUGCUGCAAAGAUUAUCAAUACUAAGAAGCUGUCUGCUAGAGAUCACCAGAAGCUUGAACGCGAGGCUCGGAUUUGCCGUCUUCUGAAGCAUCCUAAUAUUGUGCGCCUCCACGAAAGUAUUUCAGAAGAAGGUUUUCAUUAUCUUGUGUUUGACCUGGUCACAGGUGGAGAGCUGUUUGAAGACAUUGUAGCGAGAGAAUACUACAGUGAGGCAGAUGCCAGCCACUGUAUUCACCAGAUUCUGGAGAGUGUCAACCACAUCCACCAACAUGACAUCGUCCACAGGGAUCUUAAGCCUGAGAACCUGUUAUUGGCCAGCAAAUGCAAGGGGGCUGCUGUGAAACUGGCUGACUUUGGUCUUGCCAUUGAAGUCCAGGGAGACCAGCAAGCAUGGUUUGGUUUUGCCGGCACACCAGGAUACCUCUCACCAGAGGUAUUGAGGAAAGACCCUUAUGGAAAGCCAGUUGACAUAUGGGCCUGUGGGGUCAUUCUGUACAUAUUAUUAGUGGGUUAUCCUCCUUUCUGGGAUGAGGAUCAGCAUAAGCUCUACCAGCAAAUCAAAGCUGGAGCAUAUGACUUCCCUUCACCUGAGUGGGAUACGGUGACCCCGGAAGCAAAGAAUUUAAUCAAUCAGAUGCUGACAAUAAACCCAGCAAAACGCAUCACAGCAGAUCAGGCUCUGAAGCACCCAUGGGUCUGCCAACGAUCAACAGUUGCCUCAAUGAUGCACAGACAAGAGACUGUAGAAUGCUUGAGGAAGUUCAAUGCACGGAGAAAGCUUAAAGGUGCAAUUCUCACUACAAUGCUGGUAUCUCGAAAUUUUUCAGGUGGAGGUAAUAGAAGAGAGAAAAAGGAAAACACUACAGUUGGCAGGCAAAGCUCCGCCCCCGUUGCAGCCGCAACCAGCGCUGCCAACUUGGCUGAGCAAGCUGCCAAAAGUCUAUUAAACAAGAAGACCGAUGGAGUCAAGAAAAGGAAGUCAAGUUCCAGUGUGCAUUUAAUGCCACAGACCAACAACAAAAACAGCAUAAUAACCCCAGCAAAAGAAAACCCCCCAUUGCAGACAACAAUGGAACCUCAGACAACUGUUGUUCAUAAUGCCACAGAUGGAAUAAAAGGAUCAACUGAGAGCUGUAAUACCACAACUGAAGAUGAAGACUUGAAAGCAUCGCUUCUCUGUCCUGGGGAUGGCCCUUUGCUUCUCCAAGGAUGGAGUCAAAGUGAAAGCAAAAUACAGACUCAGUCCUUGCAGUCACAGUUUGGUUUGUGUACUGCAGCCACUACCCAGUCUUGCGAGGAGAAAGUUCUAGCCUGGGAAAGCCCAGGUCAGACUUUGGAGAUAGAGCAUGCCCAGUCCGAGCCUAUGCUCACUCCAGUUGUACCAUUUUCACUUAGCAAUUCACUGUUGCGAAAACAGGAGAUUAUAAAGAUCACAGAGCAAUUGAUUGAAGCUAUUAACAAUGGAGACUUUGAAGCUUACACGAAGAUCUGUGACCCUGGCUUGACUUCAUUUGAACCUGAAGCUCUUGGUAACCUUGUUGAAGGAAUGGACUUCCAUAAAUUUUAUUUUGACAAUUUGUUGUCCAAGAAUACUAAGCCUAUCCAUACUACCAUCCUAAAUCCCCACGUGCAUGUAAUUGGGGAAGAUGCUGCCUGUAUUGCUUACAUCCGACUUACACAAUACAUUGAUGCCCAGGGACGACCUCGUACUACACAGUCAGAAGAGACAAGAGUCUGGUAUCGUAGAGAUGGCAAGUGGUUGAAUGUCCACUAUCACUGCUCUGGGGCCCCAGCUGCCCCCCUUCAGUGAGGAACCAAUUCAGCCUCUCCCGUGGAAGAACCUCUUUCUAUUGAGCGAGUGUGGAUCGCCCAAACGACGGCAACUGUCCCGUUCGUUCGGAAGUUUUAAAAAAGAUAAAAAAGUACAUAAAAAUUAAAAAAAAUAAAAAAUAUUGAUGCCGGCAGUAGCCAAAAAUGCACGAAAACCCUGCAUGCAUUCUGAGGCUGAAGCAGCUGCUGGCUAAUUUGUUGUAUUUCAUGGAUCCAUCGUGUCUGUUCCUGCUGUACGGAGGUGUUUUUAAAGUUUCAAAAUGAGCAAAAACUAAUAUAAAAUAGUAUAUAUAUAUUGUUUGAUAAAAAUCAGGCUGAGGAUUAUGCAACUGCUUUUAGAAUGAGGAAGGUUGAGACGGCCACCUGAAGCAUCAUUUGGGAAAAAAUACAAAACUAGUAAGAUGUGUAUGGACUAGAUCUUUUCAUUGAAAAAAAGCUGCUGGUUCAUGUAAUGCUGUUGUAGACAAAGGAAGAAGGGGUGCAGUUUUAUGAGGACUGGCGUCUUCAUCUGUUAAGUGUCGACUUUCAAAAGUGAUAAGAUAGAGCCAUGAAAGGAGGUGUUCAUUUUGUUGCAUCCUCUUUAUUUUAUUUUUAAUGACUAUUAAAACCUUCUAGGUAUUGUCAGCUGAGAGCUGUUGGUUAACCUCCAAUGUAGCACUGAGCUGGAGAUAUUGUUAUCCAUCCAUCUGGCUCCCAAGAGCAGAACUUGGUCUAUGUUAAGAAGGGAAUGGGCAGGGGAGAAUUAUUACAGAGAUACAAAGCUAUAUAAAAAUGAAUAUAGAAUGUACAUCCUGCAGAAGGAACCAUUCAUUAGUGGCAAUGUUAAUAUAAUUUUUAGUAUGAACUCUUCAGAGAAAAUAGACAAAAAAUAGAAACUGCCAUGUUAUGGGAAGUGUUAAUGCAUAGACACCUUCCCUUGUGGUAUAUAUGUAAAGGGAGCUGAUAUAUUUUCACAGCGAUAAAGCUUUGUGUACUAUUAAGCAGAUUUGGAUACAGUCUGCUUGUAAGUCAUGUGUGGUCUGUCAUGAGUGAAACGAUACACUGAACUCAAAUGCGUAGAGAUGUAUGCAUGUCUUUCUAUACUUGCCUGCACCUUCUAAACUGUGUGCUCUGAUGGCCCCUCCAUUUUUUUUUAUUCAUUUUUUUUGUGCAAGAGGGUGAAUAGUGUCUGACAACUUCAUUUUUUUUUUUUUUUUUUAAAACAAAGUCUUUAAGAUGUCUACUUUUUGUAAAACCCUCCACUUUCCCUCAUAAACGGUAUCUAAAAUGACAUUCACCUCAUUUGCAAAAUGCCAUUUAGAUUCAAAAGAACUCUUGAUGUUCUUGUUUGUGGGUUGUCCUUUAUAGAGAGCUAGGCUUUCUUUGUAUCCUAUCUGAAUAAGCAGAUGUGUAAUCUAGAUUUUGCAUAUCAAGCGUUGAAGCGUUGUUAAGCAUACAAAUGCACAAACUGUAAUUUGCCUUUUUAGUCACAAGUCCAAUAAACAGCAAUCCACUUUGAGCAUUUAUACAAGCUGAUGUAAAACUGCAACAGAAAGUCUGUUUUUAUGAGUUUUGAAUAUUUUUGGUCGCCUUAAUUACACGCACAAAAUAUAAAAAAAAAAAAAUACAAUAAGACUGAAAUUUGCGUUUUCCUUUCUGAUACGUUUUCUAGUGAAACCUAUGAAAGCGAAUCAAAACCCACAUCAAGGCUCAUCAAUGCGCGUUAACGCAUAUAGUCUUGUAUUUUCAAAAUGUGUUUCAAUGCACUUUCUAUUGAAUGUCAGUGUGUGUGUCACAACACACAUUGUUGUGCAUUAUGAUGCAUCGACAUGCAUCUCAAAGCAUGCAUUUUGACGUGUUUAUAUUGAUUGCAAUGGAAAAUGCAUUAAAAAAAAAUCCCAGCAAAGAUGCAAGUCAAGCUAAUAGGAAAAAGAAGGCUCUUUAAAGGUUUGCUGUUGGAAAUUGUUAAAUUGCCAUUGUUGCACAAUUUGGGCUUAAAAAAAAAAUGUUUUGAUAGGUGCAUGUCAUGGUAUGUCAACCCCACUUGUGAUAAAUUUAAUAGUAUGUUGGGCUUACAGAAGACAUUUGUAUUUGUGAAAAUUUGCACAUGGCCUAAGCAUGUUCUCCAGAAUUCCUGAGAUGACCAGUGCAAGAUGUAAUGGAAAGAAAUUAUUAGAUGGCUAAGUAUUAAAUCAGAUAUUGACAUAGACGAGAAUGGGGUUAAUACAAAUCAGUUUGGAAUGCUUGUGUGAAAUUUAUAAGAGCACACGGGUGGGGGGAUGGGGGGAGGGGGGGGGGCUUUUUUCAUGGUUUUCAGGGAGAAUUUUUUUUUUUAGUUUUUAUUUAAACGGCACUAAAUCUUAACAAGCUGGGAAGAAAAGCUUUUGGCUUUUUAAGUUAAAAGGGAAAACCAAACAAAAAAUAUAUGCAGUUAAGAAAAGUUAUGCAUGUCUUCUUUAGGUCUGCUCUGUCACUGUCUGUUUACUUGAUUAAUGAUAUGAGAAUCGCUCUGUAUUUAGUGCAUCUUUCUAAGAACAAUUAAAAAACUUUAUAUUUUUCUGUUAUUUUUUUUCUUUUCUUUUGCACUGUCUUUGGGGAUUUUUUUCUUUUUAAGUUAAUAAAAAAAAAACUUAGCUUGGUAUGGUCAUUAUCUGACAAACCACUUCUAGCAUUGUUACUGUUAUCUUAUGGGGCUAAUGUAAGCAUAUAUAUAAUAUAUAUUAUAAAUAUCACGUUUUAAACAGGACUUGGAAAGGCAUUUGAUGCAGAAUCUUUGCAUGAUAAUAGAAAAUAAAACAAUUACCCUGUGUUUGUUUGUUCUGAAUGUUGGUAGAUCUUCAUAGCUUUGUUAUAUUGAAACCUUGGAAGAAGGUAUUUAAUAAAAUAACAAUUAAACCAUG
Rana temporaria (common frog) is the source of this 5131-nucleotide messenger RNA. It is a transcript of the gene CAMK2G, whose product is annotated as calcium/calmodulin dependent protein kinase II gamma. Gene Ontology annotation, cellular component: cytoplasm; neuron projection. The transcript has 25 exons. Lineage: Eukaryota; Metazoa; Chordata; Amphibia; Anura; Ranidae. The record is from RefSeq and is a predicted model, not a curated record. Gene Ontology annotation, molecular function: calcium/calmodulin-dependent protein kinase activity; calmodulin binding; ATP binding. Gene Ontology annotation, biological process: protein phosphorylation. Bases 304 to 2232 code for a protein of 642 amino acids.